Messenger RNA from Rhopilema esculentum, 4441 nucleotides. RefSeq lists its product as uncharacterized. NCBI's taxonomy places the organism in Eukaryota, Metazoa, Cnidaria, Scyphozoa, Rhizostomeae, Rhizostomatidae. The record is from RefSeq and is a predicted model, not a curated record. Gene Ontology annotation, cellular component: nucleus; transcription regulator complex. Gene Ontology annotation, biological process: regulation of transcription by RNA polymerase II.
AGUACAACAACACAUCCUAACCGCAAAUCGGAGGGCUUAUGGCCACGUAAACCAGCCGUAACAGAAACUUCCGAGCUAAAGAAACAGAAUGUCUUUAUCAGAAAAACAUUUUUGCAAACGCUGUCUCCAUCAACUCACGAUCAAAAUAGAUUGAUGUCAAGCAGGAACCAAAGUUUGCUUUGCGGCCAACAUGAAUGCCGAGAACCGAACCGCCAACAUCUGUAACAAAGCUUUGCGGGAAUCCCCUUCGAAUCUUUUCAAACGCAAUACGCAAGAAAGUUUAUCAUUUCCUUUAUCUCUAUUUAAAACCACCAGUAAGAUGCAGGGGAUGACAUAUCUCAUCACUGCAACAGCCGUGCGCAAAUUACCAUUACAACUGAAGUCUCCGCAAAACUUGACGACGUGUUUCCAGACACAAAGUUCGUGUUCAAGUGAGUAACGGAAGCUCAACUUGUCGACAAGACUUCCUAGUUCACCUUAAAAGUGCCAAAUAGUUUGCAGUUAACUGCGUAAACAGUAUUCCAAAGGUGCAUAAAAGGCAAGUUGCGUACUCAAGAAAAACAACAGCGGCGGCAACCGCAAUAUGGCCGAAAUCAAAGAUGAAUGCAUUGGCGAGGACAAGAAUGAAAGCGAGAGCUCGUCAAAUGGAUUAAAUUUUGACGAAAUGCUGGCAGCCACAGUGCGGAGGCACCCAGUUCUUUACGACAAAUCAUAUAAAGACUUUCAUGAAAGGGACGUAAAGGAUAACGCAUGGCAAGCUGUAGCGCGAGAAGUCGGAUUGGUUUCGGGUCAAGAGGCAGAAAAACAAUUUCGUCUUUUGCGUGACCGCUACCAAAGAGCAAAAAUGGCCAUCCAAAGAAGGGAAACUUCUGGAAAAUCACAAAUAGCAAUGGUUAGAGUCCAAGCAAGACUUAGCAAUAUGAACUUUAUGCACUGGUUGGAUGAACAUAUAAAACCAAGAACGAGGUUUGUCAGCAUGCGACACAACAAGAAUUCUAUGGUAGGAAUAGUUGAUGAAAAUGAACCAGCUAAUCAUGUUGAAAUACUGGAAGGGGUUGAUUGCGCAAGUGAGGCUGACUCAGAAAUUGAUUUUCCAUCUUCAUCUGUCCCACAUACAAUGGUACCAGCAAGAAGAAAGUUUUCACCAUGCAUUGUACAGCAAGCAAAGGUUCCAAAAAACACAGCCCAUCCAAGAUUUGCAUCAGGGCCAAAAAGGCAAUACAUGCAUGAAGAUGAACCUAAGCAUAUGCAAUAUGAACAAAGAGAAGCAGUUGGAAUUAUCAGAGAAUCAGAUGAUGAGAGGCAAACAAUAAUAACACCUGAUAUCCACAGUAAUAUUACAGUCUUGCGAGAUUCAGCACAGAUAUUUGGGGACUUUGUUGCAGAUCAGCUAAGACAGCUAUCCCGAGACCAGGCAGUAGAAGCAAGAUACAAAAUCAGUGGCAUAUUCUACUCUUUAAUGCAGAAUUCACAAGGACAUAAACCCUCAUAAAAAAUGCAGACUUAAUGAGAAAAACCUGGCAAACUACAGACUUUGCUUAAUGAGUACUCUGUUCCAUAUAUCCAUUAACUUUUAAAUUAAUAUUAAAGAAAUAUUAGAAGACUUCUGUGUAACAGGAAUACCUGAAUCCACCAGUGAUCAGCACAUUUGUUGUUGUUAAAUUUUAUCUAAUGACUGCAUUUAUCAUUAAUUUUUUACUGCCAUCUGUCGUUAAUAAAAUUCUUUAAAUAUCAUUAAUAUUUACUGACAUUAUUAUUAACGACAAUACCAUCAAGUUUGAAUGUUGAUUUUUUCUACCACUCUCGCAAUGCCCCAUAUAAUUCUAAACAUUAUACAUAAUAAAAACUCAGAUUAUUGUGUACUUUCCAAUGUCAAACUGGUGUCGUCCUCUAUCAAAUUUCAGAUUUCUGUCUAGCCCCUCAGCCUUAUUAAAAACCAACUUUUAUUAAUUUUUUCAGAGUUUAUUUAUUCAAUUUCAUAGCAGAUUUUUAAACUUCCUUAUUUUGUUUUUAUCAUUAUACUGAACAAGUUCAAAGAAAGACAAAACAUAUUUUGUGGUAUCUUUAUCUAUCCAAGCCAUUUCUUUCAUUAUAAUCCUAUUCUUGUUUUUGAUAAAUUUUUAGUUUAUUCUUGAUCCCCUCUUUUUCCAAGACUCCUUGCUUAUUGAUAUCUGGCGCCAAAGAAAACAGUAAUUUCUUAAUUGGAAAUGUAGGAAAUGUUAUUAAAAGCUUCAACUUUGUUUGAGAAAUAAUUUUAACUUAUUUAACUAUUAGGGAAGAGGGCUUAAGAAAAAACAGAGACAACAGCUGCAAUUAGCCAGCUUUGAUGGGAGCUGUCUAUAACAUUUUCAGCAAUGUGGCUUUUGUGAAAAUCAAUAAAAAAGUGGACUUAUGCUUGGUUUCAGUAGGUCUUUUGAAAUCAGUAUAGUCCGGUUUCCAUAAAAUUAAGUGAUUUUAGCAAUUUUGUCUUCUGUUUGUGUCAGCAUUUGAAGUUCUUUUCCACAUUACAGGCAAACUUUUAAGAAAGGAUUCUUAGUGAACUCAGAAAGGCCAUUGAAAUGAAGCACUGUUAUCUUCUACUAUGAUUUUCAAUGUGUCUACAAUACAUAGCUAGGGAAGAAAUAUUAAGUCAGCGAGAAAGCUUUAUAGGAAAGUAACAAAAAAUGUUUACAUUCAAACUAAAAAAUAUAACAAAGAAAGCAGGCUAUUUAUUUUGAACAUUUCAUGAUGAUGCCAAUUAUAGUCUUUUAUUCAAACAACAUUAAGUCUUUUAUUCAUAAACAAGAAGUGAUUUGCCUACUAAAGUGUUGAUAAGUAAGCCAUGAUUUCUGAUUCAAGAUUUUGUCUACAGAAAAUUGCUACAACCAGAUUUAAAAACAAAAUGAUAGCUAAAGUGCAGCCCUUAUAAUGUUUGAAAGAAACUAAAAAUCUGUUCAACCAAGUUUGAUCCAUAACAAAUAAAAUAUUGAAAAAAUACUUUACUAAUUAAUGUUGAAAAAUGAAACAAUAAGGACAUGAAUUUUGUAGGUUAUAGGACAUAUAUAUGAGUUCAUAAUGCCUAAAUAAUAAAAUGCUUAGCACUUUCAUAAUAGGAAUGAAAAACUAGAUUAAAUUGGUACAUAUAUAAUAUUAAUGGUUUUUUAGUAGAGUGAAAAUCAACUUAAUCACUCACACUCUCUUAGGAACAGUUUUUUUAGAUAUGAAGUUUUGCUGUGAACCACCAAAAAGCUUUCCACUUGCACCCUGUAAGGGCAUACCUAUAAGGUGCAACUGUUUCACCAUAAUCCCAGGCCCCUAUGUAAAGAUUUCAGAAGGUGUUCAAGGCUGAAGCAAAAUUGGUAAUAUUAGUACUAUUGAUGUUUGCUGCUUUUCCAUGUGAUUUCGAAACUUUGUGGUACAUGAGUAUCAUAUAGCUUUUGUCUUUCAAAUGACAGGCGCAAAAGAAUAUUUUUUUAUUUCUACUACCUACACUUGAAAAAGUUCAGUUAAAUCCAAUAAAUUACAAACUGUGAAAAUUGGUAAAUUUUAGAGAACUUUAUUACAGCUUUCGUAGAGGAACAAAAUUCUGUCAACUAGGGUUGCAUAAUUUGACAGUAAUUUUUUUAAAGCUUUUUUGACAUGCAUUUUAUAAGCAUUUGUAGUAUUUGGCAUAUUAUGUUUCCUUUUCCUCUUUUAAAUAUCAUAAAAAAGGAUUUGAACAGUUUUUUGCCGUACAGAACUUGAAAAUGGCUUUGAAAAAAGCAAAAAUUUCAUAUCAUAUUGGCUAAAAGCUUUUUCAUCUGACCUCAGAGCAUAAAACAACAGAAUACGAAUCCGAAAGAACACGAUGGAAAAUAUAUACCCAGUUGUCGAUCGAAUUGGCCAAUCAGAAAAACGCAAGCACAAGACUGGUAUAGUUGACCAAUUAGUGUCACAUGCCUAAGAAAAACUACCGAUGGAGCCUAAGAGAGGAAACAAACUCCUUCUGUCCACACAAUGACCGCUUUUUCCUUUGCAUGUAAAUCGAUUAUAAAACUGCUAGAUGGAAAGAUAGCCGGGGUCUGCCAAUUAUCUGAAACAUGUUGUCAUUAUAGUUUUGCACAAUCUGGCCCAUGGCAUAAUCACUUGUUUUAACAAUGUUUGUAGACCUACAAGAUCGAGGAGGAUGUUCUCUUUGAGGGGCAGUUUUGCUUCUUAUGUUGGAAUGAACAUGUUCUAAUCUUUGGGUUGUGCAUCCUACGUAGCCAGAAUCACACUGGCACGUAAAUUCAUAAACAAGAGAAUUUUUUUGGUUGGUAGGAACACAACACUUUUGACUAGAUAGAAGAGCUCUCCUAGUGCUUUAAACAAUAUGGGGAUUGACAGCAUGAAUUUGUUAUUAGCGUCUUAUGUUCACUAGUCAAAUACUUUUUGUCUCAAUCAAUAUUCACCAAAACGGCUUAACAAAGAACUGUUGUGGUCA